CUGGCGUCUGCAAAGAUUCAUGAUAAAUGACAUGAGUAAUGAGAUGGCGUCGAUAUGUUGGUGAUGUUGUACACUUUUUCGUAUUUUAAAACACUUCGGGAUCAUGGAAAUUACUAGAUAACAAGUGAAGAUGUCGUCGCAACCUCCGCCCAGCAGGUUUUCGGACUAUUUCGUCAUCUGUGGCCUCGAUGUUUCCUCAGGACUAGAGCCUGAUCGACUGUCAGGAGAUAACUUGCACUGUCCACCACUAGAACGUCCAUACAAGUCCAAGGUCCUUGCUCACUACCCUGAAAACGUACAAUGGAACCUGUUCGACAAAGAUGCUGUCGGCAUGCUGAGCCUGCCAAAAGGGUUGACGUUCCGUACCCAGAAGGAUUCUCGCCACCCUCGCUUCCACACCUUCAUCAUCACUCGAGAAGAUGGGUCUCGAGCAUUUGGGGCUACGUAUGUGUUCUACGAGGAGGUGGGGAACAAGCAGAUCUGUGCAGCCAUGCAGACACUGCAAUCCAUGUUCCAGGCUGAGACUGGCCCCAGUCACACCGCUCAUCCAACUACCCCCCUGUCCCCCCACGACAGUCCAGUCUUUAUGAAGAAGAUCAUCCCAGCCAGCAGGGAGAAGGUGAAGACAUUUGACAUGAGUCGGGACAAACUGUAUGUGACAAAGUGUAUCUGCCUUGUGACACAGAUGCCGUAUGUUCGUGUGUGUAAGACUUACCUGAAGCAAUUGCACGAGGCGGUGACCCGCCAGACACAACCGCCUCUGCCUCUUGAGUGUUACGUGUAUAACAUGCUGUAUGAGAUCCCUCUUCCACCACCGGGACGAUGCAUGAAGCUGUUCGGUGUCUCUACACCUAUCUUUUGUCAACGUCCAGGUCUGUCUGAGCUGCCUCUGUUUGAUUACUCUCUGUGGGAUCUGUUCCACAAGCUGGGGAUGGAGAAUGUUCUGCAGGUGUUCACUAGCAUCUUGCUGGAACACCAAAUCUUGCUGUACUCAUCAGAUUACCACAAGUUGAUGCUUGUUGCGGAGAGUAUAAACGCACUCAUCUGUCCCUUCUCCUGGCAACACGUGUAUGUCCCCAUUCUCCCUGCUUCCCUGCAGCACUUCCUAGAUGCCCCUGUGCCAUUCAUCAUGGGGCUGCACCGUGGCCAAGAGGACCGCUCAGAUCUCAAACUGCCCAGUGAGGCCAACAUGUGUUUUGUUGACAUUGACCUGUGUGUAGUGGAGGUGGCUGAAGACCUGCCUGUGUUUCCACACCGGACAGAGCUGAUAGAGGAACUGACCCCAGUCAUCCAGGAGUACCAGGACAAGCUGGGAAGGGAGGCAACUACCACCAGCACCAAGAGCUACCCUGGUACACCACGCAGAGAUAACAACAAGGUCCUAUCACAGACCGCAGAGUCUGGAACUGGGAGCUGGCCGAACUCGCCCAAGAAGAUGGAGAUUCUACAACAGAGUGAAGCAUGGUUGAAGAUUUCUGACCUGGCAAAGAAGACAGGAGUAUGGGAAUCCAUUGAGGAUUUUGCUGAAGACGGCAAGAUGGCUGCAAAAGAGAAAACGAGGGAAGAUCCUGAUCCAAGCAUCAUGCCUACGAAUGAGGUUGAUGAACUUAAGUUUAACAACUGCAUCAGAGAGAUCUUUUGUAACAGAUUUGUUCAUAUGUUCAUGUCAUAUGAGGCAUUUGUGAUCCAACCUUCACAGGAUAUGGACUCUUGGCUGAACAGCAGAGAAACCAUGCACAACUUUGACAAGGCAGCGUUCCUCAGUGAUCAGCCAGAAACUCAUCUACCCUUCCUCUCUCCCUUCAUAGAAACGCAAAUGUUCACUACAUUCAUUGACAACAAGAUUGUGUCUCAGUGGGAGACCACUGAUGCUUCUCUGACACUAUUUGAUGACAGGAUUAAGGCUCUGAGGGAGUCAGGAGUAGAGAUGAGGACGGAUUUCUACAGUGACUGUUCCACAGCUAAGGAUACAGAGGCAAGCAUUGAGAAGAGAGCUACGUACAUUGAUCAUGUUGCGUCAAAACCUUCAAUGCCAUCUAGCCCAUUUGAACCUGUGAAGAUAACCACUGGCUUCUUCCCUGUACUCAACAAGGACGUUCUCAACACAGAGCCUGUCAGCAAUAAAUCCAAGGUGCGAGAUACUGCUAAGUGGCGGAGGAAGGAUCGGAUUCUGCAACAUGCAGAGCACCUGCAACUCAACUCAGAUCAGAGAGAGUUUGCCUUGGCUGAAAAACAUGCCAAACAGUGGCUACGCUACAUCCAGGAAGCCCGUCUAAAGGCCCUGCGUCAACCAAAGCUGUCUGACAUGUCAGCCCAGGGAAUGGUGCAGACCAACUGGAAGUUUGUGGAGACACUGCUCAAGGAAUGUAAGACAAAGACAAAGAAGAUGCUGGUAGAAAAGAUGGGUCAGGAAGCUGUAGAGUUGGGACAUGGAGAGUUGAGCAUCACAGGGGUGGAGGAGAACACUUUGAUAGCCAGUCUGUGUGAUCUCCUGGAGAGGAUCUGGAGUCAUGGCCUGCAGACGAAAAAGGGGAAGUCUGCGCUGUGGUCCCACCUUCUGAGUUUCCAGGAGAUUGAGGAGAGCAACGACACAAACCGAGCCAUCGAUCCAAAGCUGUUGACACCAGGUCCCUUGAAAAGACAUAGCCUGAUAGACAUUAGCUCUCUCUUGGAUGGGUCCAUCAAAAUUUUGGGCCGGUCCAUAUCCUGGAGCAACUUGUCAGCCAUGGCCUUGGAUGGAGAGAAGACACACCCUGUAAAGACACAUCGACGUCGCAGCAGCCAGGGACGGAUUGAGCUGCCUGUCCUCCGACCUUUGGCGAAAUCACUUGCACAUGAUAUGAGGAGAGUGCAGCAGAUGACAGAGAUCAAGACACAUGUGGGAUGUGCCCGAGCCUUUGUCAGACUUGCCCUGGAGAAGAAGAUGUUGUCAACACACCUCAAGGAGCUCCUUCAGGACACAGACCUACUCAGGAGCCUUUACAAGCGCUAUGCCUUCCUGCGAUGUGAAGAUGAGAGAGAGCAGUUUCUGUACCACUUACUGUCACUCAAUGCGGUUGACUUCUUCUGCUUCACCAAUACAUUCUCACAGACAGUUGUGCCAUACCGAGUCCUCAUCUACCCCAGCACCAAGUUUGCAUGUGGGACAACAAGUGCUGUACCCUGGAUCAGCAUCGCGGGGCAACUGGGCGAGACUGGAGUCAUGGACAUACCGAAAGGAUGUCUGGAGUUCUCAGUGGAACACAAGAACCUGGGUGUUCUGACAACUCUACGUAUCGGCCAUGAUAACAGUGGCAUGACUCCACGCUGGUUGGUGGAGUAUGUGCUUGUUAGGAAUGAGAUCUCAGGACACACGUACAGAUUCCAGUGUGGGCGAUGGUUGGGGAAAGGUGUGGAUGAUGGCAGCAUAGAACGCCUCCUGGUGGCAGAACUUGUACAUCAGACGUCAGAGGUUGAUGACACAGUGACAUGCUACACACCACCAAGGAACAGGUCCCCUAGUUCUCCCAGGAAGAACUGUGAUCAGGGUCUGUCCAUCCCAGAGCUGCAGGAGAAUCUAGGGCAUGCAGUAAAUAACCUGGUCAAGUACUUCUACAAGCCAGAGAAGGAGAGGGGCAACUUGACCUUCCUGUUGUGUGGAGACCGGGGUCUAGUCCAAUGCAUGGAGCAGAUUUUCCAGUGUGGUUUCCGCUCAUCAAGAUUGUUCCGUAACAAGAUGUUCAUAUGGGAUCUCUUUGAGAAGAUUAAGGUGCAGUUUGAGCAUGCACUCGCUGGUGGAGUGCGACGGCCGAUAGCGGAGGUGGCAAAGGCAGGGUACUGGCUCUUCUGUAAUCUGCUCAACAAGAUCAAUGCAGCCACGGAGACUAUCGGCAAGGACGGGAAGUUCCAGAUCUUCAUCUGUGUGGGCAUUAGAGAUCACUGUCUUCACCGCUGGCUCCCUCUCAUGGCCCAGACAACCAUGGUAGCACAGAUGUACGAGGAGAACUGCUUCAUGCGUGACCCCAGCCUCAUCAACUUUCUCGUCCACAUCCUGGACACUCUCAGCGAGUUCCCUAUUGUGUUGGAGGCCUCGUUGCUGAGGGGCCUGGACAUCUGAGGACGGUCCUUGUACCAUGUUGUUAUGACGACAGAUGAUGCAGAAAAGCUGAGCCAUAUUAUCGGGAGUUUGUUGGUUUGGGCUGUGAUAUGUUGAUGUCUGUGAACGUAUGUUGGCGUGGACACAAUGAUGUGAGAAAUCAUGAAUAUGAAAUGGAGUGACUGCCCCAGUGACUGUAGUUCCUUGUGAGUCUCUUGAUGAGUGUCAGGACUAUUAUCCAAGGGCACCUGUCAACACUGAUCUAGUCUUGUACCUGCCACACAUCCAUUGUGUACAAGGGGCUUCAGGUGUCUACUCCAAGUCAUCAAUAUUACUGUGUUGUUUUUGUGCCAAAGAAUAGCGAUCUUCACUUUACUAUUUAUUUGUGACUUGUGCAAUUAUAGAAUAAGAUCCCCUACAAGGGUAGAGGUAGGCAACAACAUCCAAGAGAUGUCACCAGCUAGCAUGAGGUCACUAGCAACAGUCUAAUAGGCUAGACUAUCAAGACCUCAAGACCUUCUGUAUGGUCAUGUAGCACAUGAUAUUUGUACAUGACAUAUCCUGUUUUAUGAGUGCAGACAUUACCGGUAUGUCACCCAAAGACUGAGCAUGAUCUCAUGCUAAUAAUACUAUGAUAGUGCACAUAGUAUGAGGUAAAGGGACUCUGAUAGCAGGUCAUGCUGUAUAUUUAACCUGGAGGGUUGACUUGAACGUUUUAAAGUCACUUUAUUGACUUCUGUGAAUAACAAAUUAAGGUAUGUUAAAACAGAAAAUGUUAUUAUGAACUUAUCAAACUUGUGGUCAAGGGUUGUCUAUAAAUGCUCAAGAUUGAAACUUGCACGUUAGAAAUUAAUCCUAUAAAGUAUCUAUUUUCUGUGAAUUUUACUCUGAUUAGUGUAAGUUGAUUUGGCUUAAUUUCAAACAGAUGAAGUGCCUUGAUUGUUUGCUAAUGGUUGAUGGUCGUUUGUUUUGUAUGAAGGUGAUCUUACACUAGUGAUGGCCAUGAUACUACCACAGGCACUGGAUGCCAGUGGUUACCAUGGUCACUAGAACAGGACGUCCUUGUGUCUUGGGUUUUAACCUUGAUCUCACUGAUGCAGACAUGUUUUAUUCCACAAAUCGUUGUUGAUACAUCCCAUGUGUAUAUGUUGUACAGAUGAGAGUUUUAGAGAGAGCCAUGUGAUAUGAGGUCAACACUUCUUAUGUGUAUACAAUUUCUUAAUAUUGAAAGAUUUUAUUGCCUAUAUUGAAUUGUUAUUAAGGCAGACUCAAUGAAAGUGUAUUGCUGUCUUUUAUGUAAACUAUAAUCAAGUUCUCCUGCAGUCCUAAACUCUUCCACAUUCUGAAGAUCCUAACCCUCCCCAUCCUGGGUAUAUUUAUACCCUUCCAGCUAAUCCCCUCCCUCUCCUCUCCUUUUCCACCACUGACCAGCCCCACCCAGGGUUUAUGCCCGUCUUGUUACUGUCCCUCCCCACAUGGGUAUGUGAACUUUCAACUGUUCCGUUAAUCCAGGGUGGUUGCCCCUCCCACUAAUCCGCAUCCCCCUCCGUUUCCACCACUCACCAGCCCCACCCAGGGUUUAUGCCCGUCUUAAUACUGUCCCUCCCCACAUGGGUAUGUGACAUUUUAACUGUCCCCAUUAAUCCAGAGUAGAUCCCCUUCCAGCUAAUCCACACCCCCAUUACCCUCCAUAUCCACCACUGUCCAGCCCCACCUAGGGUAGAUGCCCAUCUCACUACAUUCACCUCCCUCAACUUUCCGAAACUGUUCCUCCCCAUGCUAAGUAGAUGAACUUCUCACUUCAUUUACUCAAACAUUUAGUGCACAAUCUUAUACUGACUGUGCAUCAAGCCGAGCCCUCUCUCAAGACAUUGUUACAUUUUGUUGAUAUUUGUUUAUACAUUGUAUACUAUUAGUGCUGUGCAGUCUUGUCACUACUUAAAAUAGCUGUUUCAGCAACUUCAAGUGUCUUCAAAAAACAACCAUGUCAUGAAGUCACUGAGUUGAAACGAUCAUCACUAUCACCAGUAGAUGCAGAUAGGGUCUAUAUUCAGUGUUGGUGAUGUUCUGACUAAUGUAGGGUUCAAAAUGCCGGGUUCUACCAAACUGUAUAUCGCUGUUACAAACUAUAUUAAUCUGUACUAUAACUUUCCAAGGUACCUAACUUUGGAUAGCUGUAUCUAAGCUUUAACAGUUUCUGCCAUUAUGUAUAGAUCUGUACCUACAUGUAGUCAAGAACUAGCUAUCAAGAGGCCAUUUAAGAAGAUUUUUUUCAGUGCUACCGAACACUUAGACAAACCUUGCAAUUUUAGGAAUUUCCCUUUAGGCAGCUCUAUCAUUAUGUGAAGAAAGCUGAGACUUGAUUGGUUAGUUUAGUAAUCCCUAACUGACAUAUCAGCUAUAUUGGUGUAUUGAUGUUAUUCCCAUUGCCUUACUAGCUACUUGUUCUCCUCUGUUGAUCUGAUUGUUGCAAUGUUACCAUGGUCAUCGAGGGCUGCCUGGUAUCAAUGAGAUUACCAAUGUUUGUGUUAUGAAAAUCAAACAUGUAUCUACACCAUGACUUUGUUAUACGUUUCUACAGAUUUGAUUACAUCUUUGAUUAGUUUAUGCAUGUUUAUAUGAUCAGCAGCUUUGUAUGUAGCUGGAAAGAUAUGACAGUAACAUUAAUGAACAGUAAUAUAUCAGCGUAGUUCAUGAGGACAUAUAGCGUUCGGCAUAGUUCAUGACAAAGAUAUUGCAACCAGCCUAGUUACUGAUGAAGAUAUUGCAUUAGGCCUAGUUCAUAUAAAGAUAUUGCAAUCACCCUAGUUCAUGAUAAAGUUAUUGUAAUCGCCCAAGUUCAUGAUAAAGAUAUUGUGAUCACACUAGUUCGUGAUAAAGAUUUUACGAUUACCCUAGUUCGUGAUACAGAUAUUGCAAUUACACUAGUUCGUGAUACAGAUAUUGCAAUCACACAAGUUCAUUGUAAGGAUGUUGCAGAUGGGGUUGUCAUGGCUGAAAGAGUUAUACCUGCAUUUUUCAUCAUGUUCAUUGAGCCAUAUUCUGAAGGUAUGAGUUUGUUCAGGGUACCAGUUUUUCACAUUACACUAGAUUAGACAAAACACAGGUAGAUAUAAACUUGACAUAAGUAAACAGGUCAGGUACCUAUAUUCAAGUUCAUCUAGAGCAUGUCAAAGACAAAAUGGCAACCAGCACAUAUUAAGACUCCACGUAAGCCCCGUCCAAAGAAGAAUUGCACACAUCAAGUAUUUCUACAGACAUUCGUUCAUAAGUAUAGGUUAGUCAUUGUCUGGUUUUAGUUUGUACUAGCUGUGGCGAAUGUGUCUGUGCUGCUCGAUAUAAAUGAUUUUGAUGUUGUCAUGUUACUUCAUGACACCUGGGUGGUGGGAUAGCCUAAUGGUUAAAGCUUUCGCUUGUCAUGCUGAUGACCGGGUUCGAUUUCCCACAUGGGUACAAUGUGUGAAGCCAAUUUCUGGUGUCCCUGCAGUGAUAUUGCUGAAAUAUUGCUAAAACCAUGGGAAAACUAAACUCACCCACUCACUCAUGACAUCUGUAAAUCGUUGAAAAAGUGGCACAGAGACAUGGCUACCACAGCUGAGUUAAUGCAUGAUAUUAGGGGUGUUUCUGUUGUUUUAGUUGGAUGUUUUUAUCUCAUGUUCUGCAUCAUGCUGCAAUUGUCAUGUCACUGUCUGCCAGCUGCACUCUUAUUUAUUUGUGAGCCGAGAUGUUACGUGAGUUGUCUCCCAUGUACAUACCAUACCCAGCGCUGACUAUAGAUCAGCUCAGACCACACUCACAUGCUUGUCUCAGCCUGUGCCUCCAUUUUCUAAGUUUACAGUGGUGAAAGCUCAUUGCAUUUAUGUUACGAUAAAUAUCAUUUGUGAUGUCAUUAUUCCCUUGAUUCCGUGUAAGUUGGUUGCCUGGGUGUCACAGAUGCAGCUUCUGUGAUGUGUGACAUGGAGGCUGUCAGCGGAUGUUACUGUGCGAUGUUGCAGCUCUCUCACACACAUACAGGCUCGCGCAUGUGAGCUGACUGUAUUAUGUAGAGAUGGCUGGAGAAUGAGUGUGUGAGAUCGGGAGUGGGUGUGUGAUAUGACAGUAUUACAGUGAUAGUGCUGUCACUACUUGUUGAAUAAACACUGUUGACAUGGUAA
This is a messenger RNA of Haliotis rubra (blacklip abalone), 8229 nucleotides long. RefSeq names its product DENN domain-containing protein 5B-like. NCBI's taxonomy places the organism in Eukaryota, Metazoa, Mollusca, Gastropoda, Lepetellida, Haliotidae. The record is from RefSeq and is a predicted model, not a curated record. Gene Ontology annotation, molecular function: guanyl-nucleotide exchange factor activity; small GTPase binding.